Molecule: messenger RNA, 4803 nt
Organism: Cladocopium goreaui
Lineage: Eukaryota; Dinophyceae; Suessiales; Symbiodiniaceae
Source: the annotation of a GenBank genome assembly
AUGACCGAUCCUGACACUGCGGACCGGACUUACAUCGAACCGCUCACCUGGCAAACAGUGGCCAAGGUGAUCGAGAAAGAGCGGCCCGACGCCGUGUUGCCAACGCUCGGUGGCCAAACCGGGUUGAACCUGGCGAUGGACCUCGCUCGCGAGGGCGUGCUCGAGAAGUACGACGUCGAAAUGAUCGGCGCCAUUCCUUCGGUGAUCGAUAAGGCCGAAGACCGCAAACAGUUCCAAGAGGCCAUGGCCCGCAUUGGGUUGGAAGUGUGCCGCGGGCGAACCGUUUCGAACAUGACCGAAGCCAACGCGGUCUUGAAAGAAAUCGGACUGCCUUGCGUGGUGCGGCCCAGCUUCACGCUCGGCGGUAGCGGUUCAUCGAUCGCCUUCAACAUGGAUGAGUUCGAGCAACUGGUUUCCCGGGGGCUCGAAGCUUCGCCCAUUACCCAGGUGUUGGUCGAAGAAUCGAUCAUCGGCUGGAAAGAAUAUGAAAUGGAGGUGAUGCGCGACAAAGAAGAUAACGUCGUCAUCAUCUGCUCGAUUGAGAACUUCGACCCGAUGGGGGUUCACACGGGCGAUUCGAUCACGGUGGCCCCGGCGCAAACGCUCACCGACAAAGAAUACCAGCGGAUGCGCGAUGCCUCGCUGGCUGUGAUUCGCGAGAUUGGCGUCGAAACCGGCGGAUCGAACAUUCAAUUCGCCAUCGAUCCACGCACCGGGCGGAUGAUUGUCAUUGAGAUGAACCCCCGCGUGAGUCGCUCGAGUGCGUUGGCCUCGAAAGCCACCGGGUUCCCCAUCGCCAAGAUCGCGGCGAAGUUGGCCGUGGGCUACAUGCUGCACGAGCUGCCCAACGAUAUCACCCGCAAGACGAAGGCUUGCUUCGAGCCGACGAUCGAUUACGUGGUGACGAAGAUCCCGCGGUUCGCCUUCGAGAAAUUCCCCGAGGCCGAUUCGACGCUGACUACGCAGAUGAAGAGCGUCGGCGAAACGAUGGCCAUCGGUCGCACGUUCAAAGAGUCGUUCCAAAAGGCCAUUCGCGGUUUGGAAGUCGGCAGCUUUGGUUUCGGGUGCGACGCCAAAGACCGCUGGGGUACCCCGCAACAGCCCGACAUCGAAGAGAUUCGCGCGAACCUCGCCACGCCCAACGCCGAGCGGCUGUGGUUCCUGCGCUAUGCGAUCAAAGAGGGGAUGAGCCUCGAAGAGAUCUACGAGCUGACGGGCAUCGAUCCCUGGUUCCUCGACAAUUUGUUGGAGUUGGUCGAACUGGAAGAGGAGCUUCGCAGCAUCGAGAGCUUCGAGCAGGUCGACACCGAAUUGCUGCGCCGAGCCAAACGCAGCGGGUUUGCCGAUCGGCAGUUGGCCACCAUUUUCGACACGACCGAAAUCACCGUUCGCAACGAACGCAAGCGCCGCGGCAUCGUGGCCACGUUCAAGGCGGUGGAUACUUGUGCGGCCGAGUUCGAAGCUUACACGCCGUACUACUAUUCGACCUACGAGGAAGAAGACGAAACACCGGCGCGCGAGCCCAACCAGCGGCGGAUCAUGAUCCUCGGCGGUGGGCCGAACCGUAUCGGGCAGGGGAUCGAGUUCGACUAUUGCUGCUGCCACGCCAGCUUCGCCAUGCGGGACAUGGGCGUGCAAUCGAUCAUGGUCAACUCAAACCCUGAAACCGUGAGCACCGACUACGACACCAGCGAUGUAUUGUUCUUCGAACCGCUGACGCACGAAGACGUGCUGAACAUUUGCGAUCGCAUGAGUCCCGACGGGGUGAUCGUGCAGUUCGGUGGACAGACGCCGUUGAACCUCGCCCGGGCGCUGGCGACCAGCGGGGUGCCGAUCAUCGGGACGAGCGUCGAUACGAUCGAAGACGCCGAAGACCGCGAGAAGUUCCAGCAGUUGCUAAGCCGCUUGGGGUUGAAGCAGCCUGCCAACGGCAUCGCUCGCACGAUGGCCGAAGCACGGAAGGAAGUCGAGAAGAUUGGCUAUCCCGUGCUGGUGCGUCCGAGUUUUGUUCUCGGCGGUCGGGCGAUGGAGAUUUGCUACGACCUGUCGCAGUUCGAACGGUUUGUGGCCGAAGCCUUCGUCGUGGCCCAAGGUCAGCCGGUGUUGGUCGAUCGCUUCUUGGAAGAUGCGACCGAAGUGGAUGUCGACGCCAUCUGCGACGGCGAGCGAACCAUUGUGGCCGGCGUGAUGGAACACAUCGAAGAGGCCGGCGUCCACUCCGGCGACUCGGCCUGUGCCAUUCCGCCGUACAGCUUGCCGGGUCCGGUCAUCGACGAGAUUAAGCGCAGCACGCAGGCCCUGGCCGAACGGAUGAAAGUUCGUGGGCUGAUGAAUAUUCAAUAUGCCGUGAAGCGCGAAGACGGCGAGUUCAACGUGUACGUGCUGGAAGUGAACCCUCGGGCCAGCCGCACGGUGCCGUUUGUGUCGAAGGCCACCGGAGUGCAGUUGGCCAACGUUGCGGCCAAGGUGAUGGCCGGCGUUUCGCUGGCAGAGCAAGGCGUAACAAGCGACCCGGUGCCGAGCCACGUUUCGAUUAAAGAAAGCGUGUUCCCGUUCGCCAAGUUCCAGGGCGUGGAUAUCGUGCUGGGGCCGGAGAUGAAAAGCACCGGCGAGGUGAUGGGCGUGAGCGACCGGUUCUCGAUCGCCUUCGCCAAAAGCCAGUUGGCCGCCGGCGUGGUGUUGCCCGAGUCGGGCAGCAUCUUCCUCAGUGUGACCCUACGUGGCAAGCAACACGUGGUCGACUUGGGCCGGCGCCUGGUGGCGAUGAACUACAAGUUGCUGGCCACCCCCGGCACCGCGGCCGCAUUGCGCGAAGCGGGUGUGGAAGUUGAAGCGAUCAAGAAGCUGCGGCAGGGGCACCCCAACUUGUUGGACUACAUGAUCGACGGUCGGGUGCAACUCAUCAUCAACACGCCCAGCGGAAAAGGUGCCCGAACCGACGAAGGAAAGAUUCGCGCGGCGGGCGUUGCUUCGGGAGUGCCUUGCAUCACGACCAUGCCGGCGGCUGAAGCGGCCGUGACGGCGAUGGAAGCCCUUCGCGAACAAGACACCACCGUGCAGGCCCUGCAAGAUCGCUUCGCAGCGCUCAAAAGAACUUUCAUCCCACACGGCACGGCCAUGACCGAUAACCUUUUCGUGCGUAUCGUGAUCGUGGCCAUGGCUGGCGGACUGGGCGCGGUGUUGCGUUGGGGUGUGACGCGUUUCAGUCAGGAGUUCUUCACCGAGCACUGGCCACUCGGCACGCUGCUGGUGAACAUGCUGGGCUGUUUCUGUUUCGGCCUGGCCUACGAAACGCUGCGGCAUCACACCAGCGACGUCAGCUUGCUGCGGUUGGUCAUCAUGACCGGUUUCGCAGGCGGGCUGACCACGUUCAGCACAUUCGCCUUCGACACCUUCGAACUCGCGCUGGCCGGUGGCGAACGAGUUUCGACCGCAGGGUUACUCAAGGCCACGGCCAACGUAAGCCUGCAUCCUCCCGUGACUCCUGCGGAACUGCUCGAUUGCAUCCCUGAGAUUGCGCGCUACCAUCGCAUUCCCGUCGCCGAUGAAGAGAAUGCGUUGUUCCCUUGGCAGCAAGCCAUGGGGCUGGUGCAUCCUGGCGAUGACGAUGACAUCAUACUCAGCGAACUCAUUUACAGCACCGACGAUGGACAGCCAGCCCCGAUCCCUCCAGGGAAAGAGUUCGAUCGAAUAAGUCGAUUGCUUGAAUCAAAUCAAGCGGCGUUUGAUUUGGCCGACGAGGGCGUAAGGCGGGGUCGGUUUCAGUUUCCUGAAUUGACUGAUUUCAAACGGGCGUUCGAUGGGGUAUUUGGCACUCCGUAUGAUCUCAUGAGUCUCUCACAGAUGCUGGUUAUCAACGUCAAAUUCAAGAUGGCCGCGGGGAAGUGGGACGACGCCGUGGGUGAGCUGAUCAAUCAGCUUCGGAUGGGUGAAUUGUUAUGUAAUGGUGAUGGCAUCAUUACGUCAUACAUGUUGGGAGUGGGGUAUCGCAGAAAGGGAACGCUAGGGAUACUUCGACUCCUUGAGGAGCAUUCAGUAUCCGGCACGCUGCAUAGGCGUCUCUCACGGGCCGUUGAGAAAAGUCUAGAAACCGAAGACGGUCUCGCUCAGUCUGAACGGGUCGAUUUGUGUUGUUACACUAUUCCCCGAUUUGCCACGGUCGAUGAAAAGGCCGACCUGGAAACACUCGUCGAUCAGAUUCUCGACAUGUACUACGACAGCCAGACCAUGGCAGAUCUCGACCCCGAGGACUGUGCCGACGCACAAAUCAGCGACGAAACUCGCCAGCAGCGGCUUCAAACGCGCCGGCAGCAGAUACUCGAAAUCCUGGACGGUCACCCGUGCCCCUUCGAUAUGGCCGAUACGAUGCGAGUGACUGGAAGCUUGCUGGCUGAGCGGAUUGAGUUUGCCGAACUCUAUCAUCGUGAAAGGGAGUUUGGCUUAGUGGAGUUCCUCGCGAAGCGAACGCAUACUUUCUUUCGCGAUCGGCGUUUGAACAAGGCAACGCGAUACUGGCCCGGUUCGCUAACUCCAAAUUGUUCACUCGAUCAUUUUGGUGACGACCCUCAGGCGAUUGCCAGCCGACAGUUUGUGAAGUCGCACAUGCCGGAGAUUGAUUUCAGCGAAUUGGAGCCCGCCACCCCGGCUCAGUUGAAGCAGGCCAAAACGCGGUUACGGCGCAUAAAGAAUCCACUGGGGUUAAUACUGCAAUCGGCGCUGUGUUCCAUUGAUGUCCGCCACUUCGUGGCCGAGCACCGGGAAAACCUCUGGGCAAUUCAGGAGAAACUUCGGUCUGCGGCCUGA